This is a messenger RNA of Schistosoma haematobium, 5064 nucleotides long. RefSeq names its product Nuclear pore complex protein Nup54 (gene NUP54). The coding region runs from base 593 to 2404 and encodes 603 amino acids. The record is from RefSeq and is a predicted model, not a curated record. The transcript is spliced from 8 exons. Gene Ontology annotation, cellular component: nuclear pore; nuclear pore central transport channel. Gene Ontology annotation, molecular function: structural constituent of nuclear pore. Lineage: Eukaryota; Metazoa; Platyhelminthes; Trematoda; Strigeidida; Schistosomatidae. Gene Ontology annotation, biological process: protein localization to nuclear inner membrane; nuclear pore organization; NLS-bearing protein import into nucleus.
AAAAUAUCGAUUUCUAUCGUUUAGUUAAAGUUCGAAUAUAUUUAACUGAGGAUUGGGCAUUAAAAAUGAAAAAUUUCAAGGCCUCUACAGAAAACUUGCUCAAACCUCAAGGUUAGCGUGUUCGGGUUUUAAUAGUUGUUAGGUUUUGUCUGUUGUCGUUUGGAUCACUUAACUAAGUUUCUAUCCCGAAGGUUCAUUAACUUCAAAAUUGACAAUCUAAUUGCGGGUUUUCAUAAAUUAUCAACUAUAGAAAGCCGUCAAUACACUAACCCAAGCAAACAGUAAUAGGGAAAUAAAGGUGAACUUGGGGCGAAUAUAAGCGACAUUAUUCAGGAGGAUUUGUAAUUAAGAGCUUCCUUCUUUUGUUCACGAUGGGGAGAUAAUGAGUCAUUUUAAGUCCACCUUUAUUUCCGUAUUCUUGUUUGCUUAGGUAGGUAAGCCUGGUGAAGCCUAUAGGCUUUAUGACUUUUCUGAGUAACUGACUUUCUGUCAGCAUAUCUGGGUACUCAUUAGUUAAUGACGCAUGAUUUAAAUAACACCACUUUCAUUCAUAAAUUCGGACUUACAAAUGUGAUACUAAUGACUGAAUGAUAUGAGUUUAUUUGGAUCUCCUAAGUUAUUCGGGUUUUCACAACCGACGACAAGCGCUGUUAGUGCAGCUCCAACUCUUGGUUUCGGAUUACAGCCAUCACUUGCCAGUACAACGACACCAUUUGGAAACUUUGGUUUGGGGUCUACUGUUUCAACUAUGAGUUCUGGAUUGUUUCAAGCUGCAGCGGCAAAAACAACCAAUACAACCUUCCCUGGAUUUGGACAAAAUUCAACUCCUUUUCAAGGAUUUAACCUAAACACUCCGAAAACAUCCACUGGGUUGUUUGGUUCUACUUUUUCUGCUCCCACCACUAGUACUCAGAUGGGUUUAAAUCUAUUCGGAUCACAGUUUGGUCAACAAGCGUCUCAGAAUACUGGAUUUAGCUUCACACAACCAACUCAAAGUUUGUUCAACAUCCCAAAAACGCAAGGUUUCGGUUUUGAUCAAAGUCUUCCUGUAACUGCUCAGCAGCAACAACAACAGCUACAAGUUGCACAACAGAAUACAGUGGAUGCUUUUUUUGCUUCUCUAUCUCAGCCUAUGCUAUUUGGUGAUGAACGUGAUUCAGUUAUAGCACGUUGGAAUCAACUGCAAGCAAUGUGGGGUACUGGUAUUGGUUACAGUGCUGUAGGUAUGGUGAAUUAUACGCCAGAGAAUACAUUUGCUCGAUUAAAAUCUAUUGGAUACAAUGUUUUGCCUACAAGUACUGAUGCUGAUGGACUUGUUUGUUUAUAUAUUGGUCGUCCAUUCUCUGAAGUUACAAAUCAACGUCAAGCUGUACAAGAUAUUUUAUUCAGACUAUUAGGUGGUCGUCCUAAUUUACAGCUGAUGGUGGAAGAAAUUCGUCCAUGUGCUGAAGCUGAAGAUAGUACUGAGGUCAUAUUGAAAGUUGUGGAACGAUUAGCCACUGGUACAACAUCGACUAUAUCUGCCACUGAACUUGCAAAGUAUUUAUCAAGUCCAUCAGUUGUGCCGCAACUCCAAUCACAAUUAUGUGUGAACCGUUUAAUUCCGGAAAUAUCUCCAUCUGCUGCGCAGAUAGUUGCAUAUAAUGAGAAUCCACCAGCUGGCUUUGACAGACUAAUAUGGCAACAGGCCUGUCUCGACAAUCCACAUCCUGAUCGUAUGAUCCCAAUUCCAUUUAUUGGAUUUCCUGACUUGAAGCGACGUAAAUGUGAUCAACUUGCGUACGGUGAACAGCAGAGCAGUAUGAUUAAGUAUAUCACUGAGUUAGUGUCUAAACUACGCACUGGUCAACUUGUUAUGUCACAACGACUUAUUCAAUUGAAACGUAAACAAAUUGAAUUAAGUCAUAGAGUAUUGAAAGUUCUCAAGCACCAAGAAGUGCAUAGACGAUGUGGAUUUGCUAUAAGUGUCGAAGAAGAGGGAAUGCGUUGUGAGCUUGAAAGAAUUUGGUCAGAACUUGUCGCUCCAAGAGGUUUACGUAUUCGUUUUCAAGAAGCAUUAUCUACACUUCGUAAUUCUUCUGAGUUUAACAAAAGAGAUAAAGAAAAUGUUGGAUCGGUUUAUAAAGGUGCUCAUUCAUUAGAAUCUGGAGAUGGUUAUCCGUCAACAUGGAGUUUAGAUCCGGAUUCGUUAAAUGAACUGAAAGAGUAUUUAACUCAACGUCAUAAUGGUAUUCGUGAAAUGCAACGACUUAUCACUGAAAUGACAAACAAUUUAAAAGUUAUGGAAGAUAAUCCAAUAACUAAUAUCAAUCCAUCUGUACAUAAAUCACCAUUUGUAAACUCCCCUCCGAUUGGUGGGGUGCACAAGGUGUCAUUCGCAGUUAAUUCUCGUAUUGUUCAUUGAUUGUUUGUCUCUCGAUAUAUGUUGGUGUAUGUGUACUUUGUAUACGUUUAAUUUUGUACAUGUUAUAUGCUUUGAAAACAAUGUGAGUGUUUCCCUUCAUUGUACAGAUCAUUAGUGGUAUUUUUAAUGUUUAAUGCUGUUGGUUUUUUUGCUAUCUAAUCAAUCGAAUCGUCUAUUUAUUCCGUGUUUUCUUUUGUAUUUUUCCUAUUUUUUCUUCAAUGUAUUGGAUUAACUAGUACACUUACACUUAGGUGGAUUUGACACUUUUAUUAUGUAAAAGAUUUAGAUAUUAGCAAAGAUAAAAUUAGGUGAUUCAUUUCGUUUCAUCUGGGACUUAUAACAGUGGUGUUUAAUAAUCGUUAUAGUCACUGAGACACCUAUAAAGUUCAGUGAAUGGACUCUUGCUAGAUAUAUAUAAUACAAAAAUAAUGGAUGUUUCUACACAGUCUUUAAUGCUUACCGUGAAGAAAUACGUAAUGUAGCGGAGCCAUUGGAAAAAACUUAAUUACCAUAGUGCAAGGAUGUUUGGGAUAAUUUCUCUUCCUCUAAGUGAAAAUUUUCGUCUCAGGACUUAUGUACGUCAGCCUCAAAUCGGAUUCAGGAAUAUUGUAGUCAAACACGUUGACCACAUAUCCUAUAUAAUCGGGCAUGUACCAAAAGGUCUCUUGACCGACUUGUACCCCCUAUAGCGCAAAUGUUCUUCCAUGUAUAAAAUGAAGUUCUAACAUUUAAUAGAUAUGCGCAUUUAAACCUACUCUGACAGAUGCAUUUUUGUAGUUCAUGGUAACUUCAUUAUUAAUGGACCCCAGCUAGUUCUAUUCAACUCACAGCCUGGCACAAAUGUGAGUUAGUCGAAGUUUCUAUGCCAUAUCAGCACGAUAAGACAAAAUCAACGUGAUAAGUAGCAAAGGAAUCGAAGCUGUAGUAAUAUCACUUGGUUAGGAAUACUAAAUAUCGAGCAUAUGGUUUUUUAAUAACGGAAUGAUAAGGUAUAUAUAUAGAAAUACCGGAACUCAAAAUCGAUAGUGAAUGCAUUUGGGCCGUUGUGAUAAAUUUCAAGCGAUAUCAUUUAACGUUUCUAAACGGUAGCCGUGUUUAUCAUGCGGACUCCACCAGUUGGUGUGUGCUCGUUAUUUUCUGUUUAUUUUACAAUUACAUUAGGACGACUCAAUCUCUCAUAAUAACAUGCAGUCUUCAGUUUAUUCACUCUGAUGAUUAGAUUAAAGUCAUCGGAUUAAAUAAAAUGACCAUACAAUACUACCUGAUUGGUGAUAAUCGGAUCGACACCCAGGACAACAUUCAACCAUAUAAUAUAAUAGCCAAGAAGGACUUUAACUAAUUGGUAUCAAUUUUUGACUCAUUCGAUUUGUAUACCCUAUGAUGUCAUAUUGGAGCAUAUACUGGACAUUCAGGUUUUAUCGUAUGUUACCUUCAGACUUUAAAAUUCGCCUGAAUAACGCAUACUGAAUCAAAUAAAUACAAAAGAUCAUAUUGGGUUCGCGAAAUAUGUGGAUGUAAAUAAAUAGAUAUUAAGUGGCUUUACAAUGGAUAGUAGUUAGUUUAAAUUAAAAACCACAAUCAAUGUGUUAAAUUCAAAAACAAGUUAUUCUCAACUCAGACAAUCAUAAUAGUGGCCAAACUGAUAGAAAUGUAUCGGUUGAUAGGAGAACAGCUCUUUUACGUCUAACCAAUGAAAUAAAAGGAAGGGGAUCAUAUGAUUUAAACUAGUUACUCAUGAGGAAUAUAGUUAUAAUAAGCAAGUUCUACGCAGGCUGUUUGUCGGAACCCGAUGAUACAAAUGUUAUGACGAAUAUUCAUUUAAGCAUCAUAAAAAUUAAAUCUAUCGUCUCGAAGUGUGCUGUAUCGAACAAUGGUAAUCUUAGGAGCUGCCAAUUUAUGUCUGGCGAAUUAAUCUUAGUAGUUAGAAACGAGAUAGAAGCAUCGGACAGUGGCUAACAUAAAACUAUAUAUAUAUAACUACACAAUUUUGCGUGUAAGAAAAAGAAAAUCAUUUGGUCAUUUUUCAACCCCACCUUUCAAAGAUUGCACAGUCAGUACUGAAGUCUAAUAAUUUUCGUUACAAAUUGUUGUUAGAAAAUUUCCAUUAGUAAUAACAAAUUCCUAAUAUCUGAUAAAUCUUGCGGAUACUCAGUAUAUAUUAUUGAAGUGUAUGUUUUAUAGUGUGCUAGAAGUUAAAUGAUUUUGAUCCAUAUUUUGAAUGACGUAUCGUAAGUUUGUAGUUUAGCGAUAUUUUCAACGUACAAAGUAUAUUUAUAUUUCUAUCAUUUAUGAAUGGGUUUAUGAAGUAUAAAUACAGCUGAUGAUGACAGCUUGGGUGCUGUUAGAGGUAUGAGGGCGGUUAUCACUUCCCGGUUGCCCACACCGUGGAAGGGUUCUUCUGGAGGUACCUGAAAAGGAAAUUGGAUUAGAGGCGGUCUCAGUGACCUGAGAGCGUGACCGCAGUGCCCAAGGGACGACUGCUUGAGGCCGGUCGCGCACGGCCUUUUCGUGGGAGUUUUUUGACGUGUUAGCUCCGUUCUUCGAAGAGCCUUAUCGCCGGAGACGGAAAUCCGUGAGGUGUGCAUUUUUAGGGUCGACCUUUUCUAACCCCACCCCUCCUUGUGGGAAGGCAGCAUCGCUGUCAUGCUGGUUGUCUGAAG